AAACACAGCCGCCGCACAACCUUGGGUUUCUUCUCCACUCCUUGCAUUCUCUUCCCGUGUCGUCCCUCCUUUUCUCUUCAUCUCAAUCUGAAUCCUGUUCUUUUUCUCCAUCCAUGUCUGCAUCCUUCGGAGGAGCAAAGGGGCCAGGGCUGUCCGGAUGCUUACCUGAUUGGAAUAAAUCAUCGGCACUCGCACCCAAGUUAUCAUCCAGGCCAAUCAUCAAUUACAGUUUGAAAAGGCUUCCUGCACUCUCUAUGGAUUUUGGGAGAGCAGCCGGUGCUAAUAAUAAUAAUAAUAAUAAAACAUCAAACACUAGGAUGACAGUCCACAUGUCAAUUGGUGAAAGUGGAGCUGCUGCUGCUGCUGCUGCUGGUGGUGGUGGUGGUCUAACUUACAAGGAAGCAGGAGUUGACAUAGAUGCAGGUUCUGAACUUGUGAGAAGAAUUGCAAAAAUGGCGCCAGGAAUCGGUGGCUUUGGAGGACUUUUCCCUCUGGGUGAUUCUUAUCUUGUGGCUGGUACAGAUGGUGUGGGUACAAAGCUUAAGUUAGCAUUUGAAUCUGGAAUUCAUGAUACUAUUGGGAUUGAUCUGGUUGCAAUGAGCGUCAACGAUAUUGUUACUUCUGGAGCAAAGCCUUUGUUUUUCCUUGAUUACUUUGCCACAAGCCGUCUUGAUGUAGAUCUUGCUGAAAAGGUUAUAAGAGGAAUUGUUGAUGGUUGCCAACAAUCUGAUUGCACUCUUUUGGGUGGAGAGACUGCAGAGAUGCCGGGCUUCUAUGCGGAUGGAGAGUACGAUCUAAGUGGCUUUGCUGUUGGUAUAGUUAAGAAGGAGGCUGUCAUUGAUGGGAAAAACAUCACAUCUGGCGAUGUUCUCAUUGGGCUGCCAUCUAGUGGGGUUCAUUCUAAUGGUUACUCCCUUGUUAGAAGAGUUUUGGAUCAAAGUGGACUCUCCCUCAAGGAUGAACUUCCAGGUGAAAACAUCACCUUAGGUCAAGCUCUUAUGGCUCCUACUGUUAUUUACGUAAAACAGGUACUUGACAUUAUAGGCCAGGGAGGUGUUAAAGGAAUAGCUCACAUAACAGGUGGUGGGUUUACAGAUAACAUUCCUCGGGUUUUCCCAAAAGGGUUUGGGGCACUUAUUUACAAGGACUCCUGGUCAAUACCUCCUAUCUUCAAAUGGAUUCAAAAGGUGGGAAGAAUAGAGGAGGAUGAAAUGUUGAGAACCUUCAACAAUGGAAUCGGGAUGGUUCUUGUGUUGAGCAGAGAAGCUGCCGAGAGAAUCCCAAAAUCAGUCGGAUAUCGAAUUGGUGAAGUAGUUGUGGGUGACGGAGUGACUUACCACCACCACCACCCAAAAUAAUUAUUUAUUUUUCUUUGUUUACAGAUUUUUUUGAAAAAAUAUCUGUAUCUUUUUUUGUUCCAACUUAUUGUGUGUGUGAGAACUGAGAACUAACAACUGUAUUAUUGGAGGAAAACUUAGAUUUCUACUAAGCAUGUAUGUUAAUUCUUAAAGAUUUUUUUCUCUUAUUUAUUAAUUUUUAAAUAUAUUUUUUUAUA
Impatiens glandulifera is the source of this 1555-nucleotide messenger RNA. Its product is annotated as phosphoribosylformylglycinamidine cyclo-ligase, chloroplastic/mitochondrial-like. Gene Ontology annotation, molecular function: phosphoribosylformylglycinamidine cyclo-ligase activity; phosphoribosylamine-glycine ligase activity. The coding region runs from base 114 to 1358 and encodes 414 amino acids. Gene Ontology annotation, cellular component: cytosol. Gene Ontology annotation, biological process: adenine biosynthetic process; 'de novo' IMP biosynthetic process. Lineage: Eukaryota; Viridiplantae; Streptophyta; Magnoliopsida; Ericales; Balsaminaceae. The transcript has 8 exons. The record is from RefSeq and is a predicted model, not a curated record.